GCGUGGGGAGCGCAGGGAGCGGACGGGAGCGGGCCGGGAGCAGCAGAGAGAUCGGGAUCAGGAUGAGGGUGCGCAGGCUGUGGGUGCUGGUGCUGCUGCUCGGGCUGGUUCAGAUCGCCCUCCUGGCGCGGGGCGCGGCGGCCCAGGAGGAGGAGGACGGAGACGGAGAAUCUGUUACAAAAGAGACCGAUGAUGACAGUGAUGAUGAUGAUGAAGAGGAUGAUGAAGAUGAUGAUGAUUCUGUAGUUAAAGAAGAAAAUGGUGUAUUAGUCUUGAAUGAUGCAAACUUUGACACCUUUACUGCAGACAAGGAUACUGUGCUGCUGGAGUUCUAUGCACCAUGGUGUGGGCAUUGCAAGCAGUUUGCUCCUGAGUAUGAAAAGAUAGCCAAAACUCUGAAGGAAAAUGACCCUCCUAUUCCUGUCGCCAAAAUAGAUGCUACUGCAGCCACUUCACUAGCAAGUCGUUUUGAUGUCAGUGGCUACCCAACCAUCAAAAUCCUGAAAAAAGGCCAGCCUGUUGACUAUGACGGUUCUAGGACGGAAGAUGCAAUUGUGGCCAAAGUGAAGGAGGUUUCUGACCCUAAUUGGACCCCUCCACCCGAAGCUACUCUGGUAUUGACCCAGGAUAAUUUUGACGAUGUCGUGAAUGGUGCUGACAUAAUCCUGGUGGAGUUCUAUGCUCCAUGGUGUGGACACUGCAAAAGGCUUGCUCCAGAAUAUGAGAAGGCUGCCAAGGAGCUCAGCAAGCGCACGCCUCCAAUUCCCUUAGCUAAGGUUGAUGCCACUGCUGAAACUGAGCUUGCUAAGAAGUUUGAUGUUACUGGCUACCCAACUCUCAAAAUCUUCCGCAAGGGCAAACCUUAUGACUACAGUGGGCCACGGGAAAAAUAUGGUAUUGUCGACUACAUGAUUGAACAGGCUGGUCCUCCAUCCAAACAGAUUCAGGCUACCAAGCAGGUACAGGAAUUUCUGAGGGAUGGGGAUGAUGUCAUCAUCAUUGGUGUCUUUAGUGGAGAGAAUGACAAAGCCUAUCAGCUCUAUCAGGAAGCAGCUAAUGGUUUGAGAGAAGAUUAUAAGUUUCAUCACACCUUCAGCAACGAGAUUGCAAAACUACUGAAAGCAUCCCCAGGAAAACUAGUUGUCAUGCAGCCAGAAAAAUUUCAGUCAAAGCAUGAGCCCAAGAUGCAUGUUCUGAAUCUUAAAGAUUCUACAGAUGGGUCAGAGAUUAAAGAGCAUGUGCUAAAACAUGCUUUGCCUCUAGUUGGUCAUCGGAAGCCUUCCAAUGAUGCUAAGAGAUAUGCUAAGCGUCCUCUAGUGGUGGUCUAUUAUUCUGUGGACUUCAGUUUUGACUACCGAGUUGCUACCCAGUACUGGAGAGGCAAAGUCCUGGAAGUGGCCAAAGACUUUCCUGAAUAUGUGUUUGCUGUUUCUGAUGAGGAGGAUUAUUCUUCUGAAAUAAAAGAUUUGGGCCUACUUGAGAGUGGAGAGGAUGUCAAUGUUGCCAUUCUGGAUGAAGGUGGCAAGAAAUAUGCCAUGGAGCCAGAAGAGUUUGACUCUGAUGUACUCAGACAGUUUGUGCUGGCAUUCAAAAAAGGAAAACUGAAGCCAAUUGUGAAGUCCCAGCCAGUGCCAAAAAAUAACAAAGGGCCUGUGAAAGUGGUAGUGGGUAAAACUUUUGAUACCAUAGUAAUGGAUCCAAAGAAUGAUGUUCUCAUAGAGUUCUAUGCUCCAUGGUGUGGACACUGCAAGAAACUUGAACCAGUGUAUACAGAGCUAGGCAAAAAAUACAAGAAUGAGAAAAAUCUAGUUAUAGCCAAGAUGGAUGCUACUGCCAACGACGUGACAAACGACCACUACAAAGUGGAAGGAUUCCCCACCAUCUACUUUGCUCCGAGGGACAAGAAGAACAACCCUAUUAAAUUUGAAGGCGGGGACAGAGAUUUAGAGCAUUUGAGCAAAUUUAUAGAGGAGCAUGCAACAAAACUCUCCAGAACAAAAGAAGAGCUUUAGAUAAGAUGAGGGUGGUGAAGAAAAAUUGUUUGUACGUUGUAGUUAAAAUCAAGUUACUGACAAAACUUCAUGAGAGAAGAGUUAAGCAGUUUGAGCAAAGAGAUUCUUGAGCAGUAAAGUAAUUGCAGUAUCUUUUUUUUUAUAUAUGGCAGAAGAGUUUUUUUCUGGACACUGAACUUAAUACUCUAAUAUGAAUGUCUUGUCUUAGUUAUGGUUUUGAUCUUUGGAGAAAAAUACAUCCUUUAUUUUUUGUGACUA
Molecule: messenger RNA, 2270 nt
Organism: Neopelma chrysocephalum (saffron-crested tyrant-manakin)
Lineage: Eukaryota; Metazoa; Chordata; Aves; Passeriformes; Pipridae
Gene: PDIA4
Product: protein disulfide isomerase family A member 4
Exons: 10
Coding region: 63-2012 (649 amino acids)
Biological process (GO): response to endoplasmic reticulum stress; protein folding
Cellular component (GO): endoplasmic reticulum lumen; endoplasmic reticulum; cell surface
Molecular function (GO): protein disulfide isomerase activity
Source: RefSeq, a predicted model, not a curated record